UUCGGACUUUAGCUAGCGGAGUAACCUCGGGAAACCCCUUCGCCGAUUGACUCAAAUUCCCACCCCGCCAAAACAACCCCUCCCUCGACUCAGGGCCAAAUCAAAAUAUCAAUCACCAACACAAUGAAGGCCGAAGAUUUGACCAAGCUCUCCACCAGCCUUGCGGCCCCUGAUUUCAAGACCAUUGAGCCUCACCUCUUGGCCUUGGACAAACACCUCAUUCUGCGAACAUUCGUCGAGGGUUACUCACUUAGCGCCAUCGAUACUCAAACAUGGGUCACCAUUCGAAUCAACAAGGUCGCCAACGCUUUUCUGAAGAGAGGAGCGCUCAUUAAUGUGGCCAGAUGGUUCAACUACAUCGAACAGACAAAUCCCGAAAUCCAGGAGGAGAUUAAACUCAAGGAUGACGCUGAGAAGGCUAAAAAGGCUGCGUUGAGCAAAGCUGGCGCAAGCUACAAUAUGGCUCUUCAAGAUACCGAGAAGGGUGUUGUGACUAGAUUCCCACCUGAACCAUCGUAGGUUCAAUGUCAUUGUAAUAUUUGCCCCUGCUAACUUGAAUCAGUGGAUACUUGCACAUCGGACACGCAAAGGCAGCUCUCCUAAACGAUUACUUUGCACACGAGCUUUACAAAGGCACCCUACUUUUACGAUUCGACGAUACAAACCCCUCGAAAGAAAAGCAGGAGUAUCAGGAUGCCAUCGUCGAGGAUCUUGCACUUAUGGGGAUCAAACCGGACAAGACCAGCUACACUAGUGAUUACUUGCAAACAUUAUACGAGUACUGCAUCAGAAUGAUCAAGGAGGGCCACGCUUACGCCGAUGAUACCCCACAAGAGAAGAUGCGCGACGAGAGAAUGAAUGGUAUUGCCAGCGUAAACCGAGACAACAGCAUUGAGCAAAAUCUUGCCAUCUUCGAGGAGAUGAGGGCUGGGACCAAGAAGGGACUCGCCAACUGUAUUCGGGCCAAACUGUCUGUUGACAAUCCUAACAAAGCCAUGCGCGAUCCAGUCAUUUACCGUUGCAAUGUUGAAACACCACAUCACAGAACUGGUACCACCUGGAAAAUGUAUCCUACUUACGACUUUGCCUGCCCAAUCGUGGACUCCCUCGAGGGUGUUACCCAUGCUUUGAGGACCACGGAGUACACAGAUCGAAACCCACAAUACCAAUGGUUCCUCGACACCUUGAAGCUUCGACAAGUUCACAUGUGGGAUUUUGCAAGAAUGAAUUUUAUCCGAACAGAGCUUUCAAAGCGAAAAUUGACCAAAUUGGUGGAGGCGGGUACUGUUUGGGGUUGGGACGAUCCAAGAAUGCCUACUAUUCGAGGUGUACGAAGACGAGGAAUGACCAUCCACGCACUACGAGAUUUCAUUUUGAAGCAAGGGCCAAGCCGAAAUAUUGUAGUCAUGGACUGGACCAACUUCUGGGCUUCAAACAAAAAGGAAAUCGAUCCAAUCGCCCCAAGACAUACUUCUGUCGAUGUUAAGAACGCUGUCAAGGCCACUGUCACCAAUGGACCGGAGAAAGCCUACAUGGAAGACAAACCUAAGCAUGCCAAGAACCCUGCCGUAGGAACCAAAAAGGUCUCCUACAGCAAAAGCCUCAUUCUAGACCAAGAGGAUGUCAAGCUUUUCAAGCAAGACGAGGAAAUCACACUGAUGAAUUGGGGUAAUGCAAUCGUUCGCAAGAUUGUCGGCUCGGAUCCAAUCACAGAAAUUGAGCUCGAGUUACAUCUGGAGGGAGAUGUCAAGAAGACCGAGAAGAAAGUCACUUGGCUAUCAACUGAGGGAGCGGAUCUCAUCAAGACUAAUGUUUGGGAAUUUGAUUGGCUCAUGACCAAAGACAAGCUCGAUGAGGGUGACAACUGGGAGGACUUUGUGAACAAGGACUCUUGUUCUAAACUUGAGGCGCUGUGCGAUGCUAAUGUAAGCGAUUUGAAGGUGGAUGAUCUUAUUCAACUUGAGCGAAAGGGAUAUUUCAGAGUUGAUAAGAUUGCGUCGGAUAAGGAUGGAUUGGUGUUAUUCGGUAUUCCUACGGGAAAGACGAAGUGAGAAAGGACAUGAAAAAUAUGUUGUUUUGUAGCUUGCGCUUGGAUCUACACAUCAUCUUUGUAGAUUCUUGCCUGAAAUGAUGACGAAGAGAAUAACUUGG
Hymenoscyphus albidus is the source of this 2151-nucleotide messenger RNA. The record is from the annotation of a GenBank genome assembly. NCBI's taxonomy places the organism in Eukaryota, Fungi, Ascomycota, Leotiomycetes, Helotiales, Helotiaceae.